Messenger RNA from Clupea harengus (Atlantic herring), 2328 nucleotides. RefSeq lists its product as uncharacterized. The record is from RefSeq and is a predicted model, not a curated record. NCBI's taxonomy places the organism in Eukaryota, Metazoa, Chordata, Actinopteri, Clupeiformes, Clupeidae.
GGAGGUUGACGUCCGCCAACAACCCACAGAGAAGAAGAUUUCAACUACUGCAGUUGGCUAACGCGAACAGUGUGAAUGACACACGUAGGAUAUGAAGGAACUACAAACAGUCGAAUCUCACCUUAUCGAGAUUGAAUGUGUUGUGUUGUGCUGUAACCGUGAGAUUAACUUUACUUCCUUAAUAAAAGACCCAAUGAUGGAGGUCAUGGUGAAGGUAGAAGAUGCCCAAGAGGAUGACGAAUCUGCUUUUCUCUCGCUGAGCUGUGGUUACAGUGACGCAAAACGAACCAGUCUGGAAGACAUAGUGAAGGUAGAAGACGCUCGAGAGGAUAAAGAAUCUGCCUUUCUCUCGAUGAGCUGUGGUUACAGUGACUUAAAACGAACCAGUCUGGAAGUCAUAGUGAAGGAAGAGGAUGUUUCAGAAGAUGAAGACACCACACUACCUAGCUACAGCGGAUCAUCUAAACAGGUGGCUAUGGUGAAAGCAGAGGAUGCUCAAGAACACGAACGUCUGGGUUGUCCUCCGCAAGUUGCAGACAGAGGAGAAAUCUCCUCAAGAGCUGGUUCUACACUGGAGCUGAAUAACAGCCUGUCUGGCUGGAGGGAAACGGAGCAGAAGCGCAAUCAAGCAACUGUAUUGGGGAUGGACUGCAGCGCAGGAGAGAGAUUGCUUCCUGUCCUGUGGGACCAGCGUGAAGUCUGCAUCAACAAGGCACAACCAAGGAAGCCAAAUCUCAUGGAGAAGCUGCGGGAGAAAUCGAAACAAAAGGCGAAGAACUCCCCUGACGAGGAGGAGAACGUUCAUCUGUCCCCGCCGUUCGGUAACAAGAACGCCACCAAGCACACCAGACUGAUCGAGUUCGGAUGGAUGCACAAUCGGAAACAAGUGCGCAGCAGAAAUGGCGGCGGAACGAGGAAGCUGAUAGUUCCAAAGAACGCCGGCUACGACGACCUCUUUAGGCUGGGCAAGGAACUGUUCUUCCCCAGCGGUUCGUCGACAAAAGGCCCCGAGAGGGAUUUUAUUUUUAACAUCCGGGACUACGGGGGGAGCGAGAUGCCCCGCAGCGCCUCGGUGGGGGCCUUGUACGAGCCCCUGAAGCACGGAAUGCUGAGGCUGUACUUGUGCUCGAUCGAUCGCGGGGAAUCCGAACCGGAAUCGGAAUUCAGAUGCGAGUCCGAAUCGGAAUCCUGCAGCUCUGAGACCGUGUCGAGCCCUGCCAAGCCACUGGGACAGGCCAGCUGUUAUGGGGAGCCUUGCUCAUCAUUGGACUUUAGCUCCAACAAUUUUGCUCACGAGGUUCUUAAUUAUUCCCAAGAAUCGUACCACUUUGCGGUCGAAGCUUCACCAUCUUUUAAACCCAGACAACAUGCACCGUUAAACUCGAACUCCAGCGAUUCUCCUCGCGAGCAUCUCAACGGUUUUCAGGAAUCCUACCACUCUGUGUUUGAAGCUCCACCACUUUAUAAUCUCGGCACAGCCACGCCCCCUCCGACACCGAAGAGGGCUCGGUGGGAUGCAGAUCAACGCGCCGCUCAGAAAACUCUUAGACUGCGUCGCGUAAACAUCACUCACGAAAUGAUCGAGCAGUUCCAAGACCCAGACAUAGUGGAUGCCUCUGUGUCCGUGAGCUUCGUAGAAGAAUCUGGCAUCGACACGUCAGGCCCGGCCCAGGAAGGGUACUCCGGGUUCUGGGAGGCGUUCUUGCAGGCCGACGUGAGUGACGGUGCGGAGCGGGUUCCAGUUCUGCAGCCCGACUAUGGGAAGGCAGAGUGGGAAGCCGUGGGGCGGAUCCUGCUGAAGGGGUACCAGGAUCACGGCUACUUCCCCACUCAGCUGGCUCCGCCGUUUACUGUCUGUCUUAUUCACGGAGAGGAGAAGGUGACGCCAGAAAUGCUGAUGAAGUCUUUCUUGAGGUUCGCCACCCCAGCUGAGAGGAACAUUCUUUCCUCAGCCUUGGAAGGAGGGCAGUAUGAGAUGGCCGACCUGCUCGACAUUCUCCACAGGAUGCGUGUGCACUCCUUGCCAGAAGGGGGCACCAUUGAGGACAUAAUCGUACGCAUGGCUCAUACACAGCUGAUCCAGGAGCCCAUGUACGCACUGCUCAGGAUGGCCAACACAGCCCAGGGUGGCCUCAGACUUCUACUACCUACUGUGUCGGCAGUAACAGCACUUUAUGAAACAUAACGUCCCAACGCCACACACACACACACACACACACACACACACACACACACACACACACACGGCCCAGACUGCUCACAAAUGCCUUGUGAGGUGGCUGGAAUUUAUAAAACAUAGCCUCCCAGCAUCACACACACACACACACA